This is a messenger RNA of Panicum virgatum (switchgrass), 438 nucleotides long. RefSeq names its product ATP-dependent Clp protease proteolytic subunit-like. Gene Ontology annotation, cellular component: endopeptidase Clp complex. Gene Ontology annotation, molecular function: serine-type endopeptidase activity; ATP-dependent peptidase activity; ATPase binding. The coding region runs from base 1 to 426 and encodes 141 amino acids. Gene Ontology annotation, biological process: protein quality control for misfolded or incompletely synthesized proteins. The transcript is spliced from 2 exons. The record is from RefSeq and is a predicted model, not a curated record. NCBI's taxonomy places the organism in Eukaryota, Viridiplantae, Streptophyta, Magnoliopsida, Poales, Poaceae.
AUGGGAAGCUUACCACCGCCGCCUGUCUACGACUACGUCGCUCGCACCGUCAACACCAACGACACCACCUCGCUCGUCGUCGCGCAGCUGCUCUUCCUCAAGUCUGAGAACCCGCUCAAGUCUGUCCACCUCUACAUCAACUCCCCGAGGGGCGUCGUCACCGCCGGCCACGCCACCUACGACACCAUGCAGUACAUCCGCGGCCCCGUCACCACGCUCUGCAUCGGCCAGGCCGCCUCCAGGGGCUCGCUCCUCCUCGCGGCCGAAGCACCCGGCGAGAGGCGCGUCCUGCCCAACGCCAGGGUCAUGAUCCACCAGCCCUCGGGUGGCGCACAGGGGCAGGCCACUGACAGCGCCAUCCAGGCCAAGGAGAUCCUCAAGAUGCGCGACCGCCUCAACAAGAGCUACCAGAAGAACACGCGCUAGCCCAUCGAUAAG